AUGAAGUGGACUUUCUACAUUAUAGUGUUUAUUUAUAUGUUUUAUAGAGCAGUUUAUGGGCUAAAAUCUAAGGAAAUAACGAGCUUAUCGAUAGAACCGAUUGAUUAUGGUGCUGACAAAAGCUACUAUCCUGCUGGUAUACGUAAAUCCAUUAGUUGUAAAGCUGCAAAUAAAAACCAGAAGGUGGAGUGGUUAGACCCAAAUGGAAAAAUUGUUAAAAGAAUUUCAACGAAUCGAGUAUUCGUUCAGGAGCAUUUUGUACCGUCAUCAUCAUUUCGCACCCGAGUACCAGCCCUUGUGUUGAUUUUCUCACAUGCUAUUGUGGAUGAUAGUGGUGUUUGGGAGUGCCGUUCUGGAGAUAUAAAGAAAAACGUCUCUCUUUGCAUUAUUGAUCCGUCGAAAUUUGUGGAUACACCAACAGAGGUCAGCGUUGACAGAGGUCGCUCCAUAACGUUAUCCUGCCAAGCAAGAGGAGAUCCAGAGCCGAGGCUGUUUUGGUUCAGAGACGGAGACGUAAUAACAGAGGAUUUGUUACCAUCGAAAUAUAGACUAAUGACUAAAUAUAACAGUCAAGGGUUCGAGGGACUGUUAACAAUUAAUUCCUUGGAACCGGAAGACAGUGGUGUCUACACUUGCGGAGCUCUUCAAGAGAGUCCACUCGUUGAUGGGUGUAUGAAUAACGAAAGCUUUAAUAUUACAUUGCAAGUAAAUUAUGCUCCGGUGUUUGAGGAUGCAAAUGAUACGGAAAUUGUUUAUCAGCAAGAUAAUGAGAGUGUUGAUCUAGUGUGUUCUGCGAAUGGAUUUCCUACACCAACUUACACGUGGUUCCGAGAUUUAGGCGAAACGCUAUUUGAGUUUCCCGAAGAACGAGUAAAUCUGAAACAAGAUGGUACUAAAGCCGUGUUAACAUUGCCUUCUAAUGUUUCGACGUCCGCUCAAAGAUAUAGAUGUCGUGCUAGUAACCAGUAUGGAGAGACGUAUAAAGUAUUUGCUAUACUCAAGUUGGAAAGACCAAAGACGCCUUAUAAGGUAAUAACUCAAGAUGCAGGCCAUGAUAGGGUGCAAUUGUAUGUUUCGUGGGCCGAAGCGAUAAUGUUCCCGGUGAAAGUAAUAGAGGUUCAAUAUUUAAAAAAAAGAAGUUUGCCAAGAAGGAAAAUAGAAACUCUAAAGGAAGCCGACUGGCGGAAAUCCGAGGCUGUAGAAUUAGAUUUGGACUCUACUGAAGAUGUGGAUACAGAUGGCGAAGGUUUGUUAGUUACUUUGACAAAUUUGGAACCAGAAACGGAAUACUGGAUACGUUUACGUGCAGUCAAUGAUGCUGGAGAAUCGUCUUGGACUGAACCGGUUUUGGUGCAAACAGUGGAAAAAACUGAAACAGAAGCUCCGGAUGUAGAAGAGAAUGAAAAUAGUGAAAACGAUGCCAUUGUGAAUGCUGAGUUAAAUUAUUCUGAUGCUACAUUCUAUGGCGUGUUCUUCGCUGGCGGUAUUGUUAUAGUAGCGGUAGCAUGUAUGUUUCUCAUGAGAAUGGUGUAG
Molecule: messenger RNA, 1533 nt
Organism: Parnassius mnemosyne (clouded apollo)
Lineage: Eukaryota; Metazoa; Arthropoda; Insecta; Lepidoptera; Papilionidae
Source: the annotation of a GenBank genome assembly